AUGAACUCUGGAUCUAUUGGCAAGGAUGAUGUCGAGAUCGUCGACACACCUUCACACAUCGAGACUCUUCCUAAGCCCUCUCAUGUUACCGAGAUUGGAACGUUCCGUGUAGUUGGCUUGAAUCCUGAAGAUGAAGAGUUUUAUACGACUUAUCCAGAAGAGAAGCGGAAGAAGGUCUUCCACAAGGUGGACAUUCGUUUGGUUCCGAUGUUAGCAGUCUUGUACUUGAUCAGUCACAUUGAUCGAGCCAAUAUCGGCAACGCCAAGAUCGAGGGCAUGGUUGAGGAUUUGAAGAUGAGCGGGAUACAAUACAACACUGUGCUCUCCAUCUUCUUCAUUCCCUACGUCCUGCUUGAAGUCCCUAGCAACAUCUUGCUAAAGAAGUUCAAGCGCCCAUCUGUAUACCUCGGUCUUCUCGUCCUCAGCUGGGGUAUUGUCAUGACUUGCACAGGCUUGGUUCAGAACUUUGCGGGUCUUAUGGUCACCCGAGUUCUGCUUGGUAUCUUCGAGGCUGGCUUUUUCCCCGGUGCUAUCUAUCUCUGCUCCUACUGGUACAUGCCAAAAGAGCUAGCACUCCGUAUCUCAUACUUCUACUGCGCAAGCGCCUUGUCCGGUGCCUUUUCCGGUCUUCUUGCCGCUGGUAUUGCCAGGAUGGACGGAAUCGGCGGUCUGGAAGGAUGGCGUUGGAUCUUCAUCCUGGAAGGUCUUGCUAGUGUGGUCCUAGGCGUCGCUUGUUUCUUCAUGCUUAUCGACACUCCUGCGCUGUCUCACCGCUGGCUGAACGAAGAAGAGAUUCGCUACUUGGAGCUUUCCAUGUUCAUCAAGCAGGGUGGAACCAGCAGUGAUGAAUCCGGUGGCUUCAAGUGGAGAGACUUGACAAUGGUAUUGACCAACUGGCGAGUCUAUGUGCAAGCCUACUUUUUGCUGUGCCAGUCCGCAUUGUCAUAUGGCACCAAAUUUACUCUCCCCACAAUCACCAAAUCCAUGGGCUUCAGCUCCACCAACGCCCAACUCACCUCUGCUCCUCCGUACGUCGCCGCCGCUAUCUCAGCCAUCUGCUUCGCCCGAGUGUCCGACCACUACUAUUGGAGAAUGCCAUUCGUGGCAAUUCCCAUGCUCAUUGUUGUGACGGCCUAUGCCAUCAUCUUCUCCCUGGAUGGCGAACUUGAAGCAAAGAAAGGUGUGGCAUACUUUGCCGUCGUCCUAGCUGUCAUUGGUAUCUACCCCAUUCAAGCGGCCGCCGCCUCUUGGAAUGCAAACAACAUUGCCCCAUCGUCGCGACGAGCUAUCGGUAUUGCGCUGAUGAACUGUGUUGGAAACAUCGGUGGUAUUCUCGGUAGCUUCAUGUAUAUGGAGAAGGAGAGCCCCCGGUAUGAGACCGGCUUUGGUCUCAGCAUGGCUCUUGGCGGGUUUGGAUUCUUCGUUGCUUUGUUCCUGGAGUGGAGCUACAAGGUUGGCAAUGCCAAGAAGGACAAGCUUGCGGAUGAGGCGAGGGUCAAGUAUACGGAGGAUGAACUGUUUGACUUGGGAGAUAGAUCUCCGCUGUUCAAAUACGUUUUGUAA
Messenger RNA from Penicillium brevicompactum, 1563 nucleotides. RefSeq lists its product as uncharacterized. The record is from RefSeq and is a predicted model, not a curated record. Gene Ontology annotation, molecular function: transmembrane transporter activity. Gene Ontology annotation, biological process: transmembrane transport. The coding region runs from base 1 to 1563 and encodes 520 amino acids. Lineage: Eukaryota; Fungi; Ascomycota; Eurotiomycetes; Eurotiales; Aspergillaceae. Gene Ontology annotation, cellular component: membrane. The transcript is spliced from 5 exons.